Molecule: messenger RNA, 4411 nt
Organism: Stegostoma tigrinum
Lineage: Eukaryota; Metazoa; Chordata; Chondrichthyes; Orectolobiformes; Stegostomatidae
Exons: 17
Coding region: 108-3245 (1045 amino acids)
Biological process (GO): regulation of apoptotic process
Source: RefSeq, a predicted model, not a curated record
UCCAGUUGCCUGGUUAGCCCCCGAGGAGGAAGCGCGUGUGGGUUAACUCUGUGAGGCUUGGGGGCCGCGUCGUGAGGAUCCCGCUGCUGGAAGCGGCUGAGUCUGGGAUGGCGGGGCUCAAUCCCCGGGUCCUCUCACCGCAGGGCAGCGUCGACUCGCUGGAUUCCGGCUAUCUGUCCGCCGACCUCGGCGACUUUCUCCUUCGCUUCUCGGCGCCGGUGACCGAGGGGCUGCGCCAGGUGUACGGCCCGCAAGGAGACAAACGGCCCUUCCUACAACAGCUGGAAGUUCGGAAUGCAGAGAAGUAUCCAAUGAUCAGUGAAUGGACGGGAAUCCAGGACACUUUAUGCCAAUCUGAGUUGGACUUAGUUGUGGAAAAAGCGAAGACUCUGAUACAAGUGAACAAUGAAUAUUAUUCUUGUAUUAGGCAUAAUCAAUUCCAGGAAAUCUACAAGCACCUGCUGCAGGUGGACCAAGAAAUAGGGAGUCUUUUGGCCUACUCAUUGAAAGCUGCUGGAACAAUGGAUUUGACAAAAGUGGAUUUGGAUCUGUUUGACUCUUUAAUUUCUGUACAUCCACUAUUUCCUGCCUCUCUGAAGGAUAUGACCUCACAACAUGGUCAACAGGAACUGAGAGAGUUUUCCCAGAAAAUAUGCUGGAUGCUGGGCCAGAAAAGUCUGGAUGAUAUCUCGGGCCAGAUAAAGCAAGACCUAGCUUGGUGUGCACGAGAGUUCCUGCAUGCUGUGCUCCUCUCAUUAAAAAGGCCGCAGGACCUUCAAAAUACAUUCUCACUGUUUCAAGGAAAGAAGAUUCUGCUGCCAAUCAAUAUUGAUCCCAGAUGGUCAAAGGAUUUUAAAAAAGUGAUGUUACUUGUACAUAAACACACCUCCUUCAAGGAGACUGAAACAAUGAUGUGGUUUGGUCCCACCUUAGUUGAUGCAUUUCUGAAAAUGUGUUCGUGUUUUGGUUACCCGCACAUUAGUCGUGAGAUGAGCAGGAAUAAACCUGAAAGGAAUGUUGUCAGAUUCACUCAACAACCGGGAAAGCAGGAUAAAGGCGUUCAUGAACUGGAUGUUGAUUUCUCUCCCUCAAUCUUUCUUACCCAAACUCUGGAGCAUGUGCAACAUUCUGAGUUAAUUAAGAAGCAAGAAACUGUUAAACAUCCAUCAUCUAUGGACGCCUGGCUAUUCAGAAUGGCAGGGGCUUUGGCCUCGGAAUGGAGGGCAGUAACCAAAGAUUUGGGUUUUAACAACUCUGACAUUGAACAAACAGCUUUGGAUCCUUGGUACAACCACCAGCAGCGAAUGUUCCACUUCCUGAAAAGACUAAUGGGUGAAAAAUGUGUGAAAUUCACAGAACUGUGCUUCCUGCUGUUAUGUAAAAGCAAAGAAUAUAAAUGUUGCAAGGUGUUGGGACAAAUCGUAGGAUCAGCUCUGGCAGCCGACACAGUUUCAACCCUCGAACCAAUCCAAGAUGCCGCAAGUAAUUGGGAUCAAAUACAUUUGCAAGAGAGGAGUAAAGAACCAGUGCAGCAGAACAGGUACCAACAUGUAGCUACCAUGCAGUGUGGUGAUCUUAGACUGAUUUAUAAUGGAAGCAAUGGAGCUCCAACUGUAAACGAAAUACAUGUGAAGGAGUUUGAGAAUUUUCUGGGCCAGGUGUCUCUGGCUGGGCCUCCCUUCAAUGUGCAUACACCCAGUACUGACACACAGCUGCUCUUGCUCCUGCCCAAAUGUCCAUCGUGCUCAGUUACAGGAAUGGACAUCAAUGCUGAGUUAAAAAAGAACCUUGCACUCUUCCUAAUAGGGAAAUAUCCAGGUCAGAAAAUACACCUGAAAUCUGUUUUAUUCAGAAAAUUUCAGCAGUUGCUCAGUGAAGAGGAGCAGAAGCUUCUUCAUACUUACCUGGUGCUGGAGGAUGCUGGUGCAAUUGUUAACCUCACUGUAACAAAAGGAAAGCAACACUUACAUCUGUUGUGGGAUGUCAUGCAGGAAUGUGGGGCAUUGAUUAGAGCCUGGCCUACAAGAUAUCAGGAUCUGCUACAAAACAUGCGAAUUCGAGUUGCACACAUUAGAGAUGGAAACCUUGAGCUGUUUGUCCCUCAGGCUGACAGUGGGUCACAUGUCUGGAUUCUGCUUCGUUCCCACUCUCCAGUCGCUGUGGUAGAAAAGCUCUGGAAUUACUUCACUGACUGUGAGGCCUACUGUUUAUUGUACAAACCAGUGGGACGAUUAUAUAUAAAGAAUAAAAUCAAGAUGUAUGCGUAUUUGAUUCCCAACUGUGACACUUUGGUUCAGGCCUUGAACAGAGAGCAUGACAGCUACAAACAAGUGUUUAAAACAAAACUGCUGGUACACAAGAAUGCCUCAUACAAACUGCAGUUUAGAAAUACAAAUGUAACCAAAGUUGUCUCCAUCACCCCUGCGGAUGCCGCAGUGUUCAAGCAUUCACUAUGUCCCCAUGAGUCAAAGACAAAGUACAUCCUGCAACUGGACGGACAUUUCGAUGACUGGCCGUUGGUGUUUCAACUGGUACAGGAGGAUAAAAGCUGUGUGGUGUUAAAUGAGCUCAUAACUGAGGAACAACUACGACACGAAAAUGAAGAAUACAUCUUGGUUACAGUGAACGGAAAACGAUAUUGCAUCCUUAGAAUUCACAGUCACAUCACCUACCAGCAAUUUGCAUCCGAAAUGGAAGAGACGUUCCCAGGAAAGACAUUCAACAUAUAUUAUAAACAAAAAGGCAAUGCUCCAUUGCUGAUUAACGGACAGAACAGUAUAGAAUAUCUCCUCAAACAGUGCGAGACAGGGGACAUUAUCCUGCAAGCUGAAGAAAAAUCACAUUGUUCCAGCCUGAGGCAAUCCAGUGAGGAAGAAGAGCCAACACUUUCUGAACUCAAGGAAAAGGCAUUCAGUCAGUUAGGGAGCUUUAAGUCAUCCAGGAUUCCACACUCACAAGGCAGAACACAGAUUGUAGGGACACCAAAACACUUCCUGCAGAAGAAUAAGUUAGCGCUCAUAACCAGGCUCACAGAAAUCCACUGCAUCAUUGAGGAACUGAAAACAAAGGACAUUCUCAAUGAAACUGAAUAUGAGAAGUUGCUGACAGCCAAACAUCUUUCAGACCAAAAUAGAGAAACACUGAAUUAUGUCAUUAAAAAAGGAACUGUUGCAAUGAAUUAUUUUUGUGAUCUCCUUCACAGAUAUCAUCCAUUGCUUGUUAAAGACAUAGAGAGUAAUGAAUAACCUGUACAGUAGAAUUCAGAAUCUGUCCUAUCAACCAGCUUUACAGUAAUGCAACAGUCAAAAUUAGCUAGGUUGUAAAAAGAUUCUGCAAUUACUCAGUAUUUAUGAUCUUGCAGAUGGGUGCAAAGUAUGGCUAUUAAGGCCCUAAGACUGCUUGGCCCAUUAUAGCCUUCAACUGGAUUUGUUUAAUCUCAAUUCAACAAAUGCAUCAGAAAGGCCAUUCAGCCCAUUGAGACUGCUCCACCAGUUAGUAAUACCUUGGCUGAUCAAACACUUAUCCCCACAAGUCUUUGUGCCAUCAAUAAUCCCCCCAAAAAAUCAAAGUCUACUUGAAAUAUCCUGAAUGAACAAGUUUCCAUAUUCUCUGGGGUAGAGAAUUACAAAGGUUUACAACCCUGAAUUUAAACAAAAAUCUCAAGGGGCUGAAGUGGCAUUCCUUUUUAAAAAAACAAUGUGCUUCCAGUUCCAGACUUCCUAAACAGUGAAAACAACAGAAUAGAUGCAGUAAUGUAGUUUGUGGAUUUCAGUGAGAUCUCAUUCUUUAGGCUCAGAUUUGCUCUCUUCAAAGGACAAUCCUGUUGUAUCACAAAUAUGUCUGUUGAGCUAUGCAAUGUAAUUUAACAGCUACAGUUUUCCUGUAAAAAAAGGCAACAUCCAAUUUGAACACACGAUCCCACAAUUAAGAAUGAUCAGUAAAUUGUGAGAGACUUUGGCUGAAUGAUAAAUAUUGGCCAAGUCAUUGGAGAAUGCUUGUUUGCUUUCUGUAAAUUGUGCCAAGGUAUCUUUUAUCUUCACCUGAAAAUAGAUACACACUCAGUACUGUAUUGGAAUAUCAGCCAACAUUUUACUUGAACUCUAGUGUAGGACUUGAACACACAACAUAUUAACUUUAAGAUUCAAGCGCCAUCCUCUGAGCUACAGCUGAGACCACACUCUGUAGAGACACUGACAUUACAUCCAAAUAUGGGACAUAGAACAGUACAGCACAGGCCCUUCAGCCCCUGAUGUUGUGCCAAACUUUUACCUUAAUCCUAAGGUCUAUCUAACCUCCACCCCCACCUUACACAAUCAAGUAUGUUUCUAUGAUAUUUUAUUGGUCCAUUGAAGAUCAAGUGGUUGGUAUCACAUUUUCACACAGCUAAUCACUUUCUCAAGGGCAACUAAGA